CCCGUUGUUUCAGAUGACGUUGAGAGAAGCAGGCCGCACGCGCAUAGCAGGAACCUACUCUGUCAGAUUUCUGGGGAUCAAGGUCGUCGAUUUCUCCCCAGUCUCACGGAAAUACGGGAUCGCCAUCUCCCGUCCCCCUCACCCCCCUUCUCAAACAGCAUGGCUCAGGAGACAAAUCAGACGCAGGUGCCAAUGCUUUGCACUAUGGGAUGCGGUUUCUAUGGUAACCCUCGCACCAAUGGAAUGUGCUCUGUCUGCUACAAGGAACAUCUGCAGAGACAACAAGGUGGGGGACGAAACAGUCCCCCAGGUGAGAAAGCGGCUACAUCUCCUGUAGGUUCCCCUGGUGCGUCUGCAGUUACAGUGGAGUCCACCCCUGUUCCCCCUACGGAAGCCGUUACCCCGCCUGAAGAACGCACGUCUUGUAGUUCGACCAGCCCGGUGACCCAGCAGAUGACUGCUAUGAGCAUCUCCCAGGACACGGCAACCAAUGAUUCAGACAGAGCUGAAGUGGAGGAGGAAGAGGAGGAGGGAUCGUCUAAAAGCACAGGGCCAGUAGGGGAGGCUGCACAGACUUCAUCAGAUGGAGAUCAGACCCCUGACAAGAACAAAAAGAAGAAUCGAUGCUUCACUUGUAGGAAAAAAGUUGGCCUCACGGGCUUUGACUGUCGCUGCGGUAACCUGUUUUGCGCUAUCCACCGUUAUUCUGACAAACAUGACUGUCCCUACGACUACCGAGGAGCCGCUGCCGCCCGCAUCCGCAAGGAGAACCCCAUCGUGGUUGCUGAGAAGAUUCAGAAAUUAUGAGGACUGAUGGCUAAACGAGCAAAAAUUGUUUGACCUGCAAGUUUUGGAACCAUGGCGCUGAAUAACACCAUUCUAAAAUGGGUUCAUUUCUUCAUUGUAGGAUAAGGUGGGUGGGGUUGUAGGGUACAGCCCCUGCUUGGCCACUCCCUAAACUAUCAUCUCCCUGUCUCUCCCGGAAGGACGGUGUAGAGGUGUGUGUGUGUGAAUGUGUGACAUGUUGAGAAAAAUGUGCGUGCGUGUGUUUGUUUCUUUUCUUAUUUUCUUUUCUAGAGAGCCAGGGAGAAGAGGGAUUGGUUGUCAGGUGGGCAUCCAUGUGAACUGGGGGGAGGGUGGACUCUUUAGUUUUUACCCUGGCAUUGAUUUUUGUUAGGAUAUUAACAUUAUUUUUUUAUAGGAGCCCUGAGAUGUGGGUUCAGGAAUCAUUGGAAGAGGUGGGUGGGGGCGUCAUUGAGAGGGAAUUUCUGUGAUAUUGCAAAACGUUGCUGAAGAAGACUAUAGAUUUUAAUGACUACUCCCACAUUUACCCAUGUAAAAUUCUUUUUCUGUGUUAUUCUUUUUUUUUUUUUUUUUUUCUUUAUUCUGGUUAAUUAUCCCAACAUGUCAAAUCCCAGCCUGUGCAUUUAAAAAUAUUUCUCUUUUAUAUAUUGACUUAUCAUGCUAAUGUUGGGUGCAUGAAUAGUUAUUGGAUGGGGUUUAAAGGGGGGAGGGUGGGGCGUAGAAAGAGCCUUGACAUAAGCGAGUGACUGUUUUAUUUUAUUUCCUUUUCUGUUUUAAUGAGUGUAUGGCAUCAGAAGAUCUAUAUUAAUAUAUUGUACGUAGCUUGAAUUGUGUGAUUGCAUUCUAUUUAUUUCGUAUUAUCAUUUGGUUGGUUGAUACUGGAGGAUUGGAAGCAUGUGUCCAAAAAAAACAAAAGUAUAACCCAUUUGUAGGAAACCUUUAACAAUAUUUAAACAUUUUGCUCCAUUUACAUAUGAAUUUUCCAGAAUUAUAGGUCCUGAUGGAGUCACAUUAGAUUGGGCUGAAAAAAAAUCUUGCUUUUCAGAAUCAAAGCACAAGUAUGUUCAGUUUCUUCGCACAAACACAAAAAAGUGCAGUUAGCGUAGGAGCCUUAGUGCUGUACGGAACCUAGCAGGCCUGUUGUUGCUAAUGCACGCCAGCGAUGAACUAUUAUGACCUUUUACCUCAGAGUCACAGAGCUUUGAGAGCAAGGUAUUUGUUACCACCAGCAGACCAUUGAAUGAUGCUAAUGGAACCGGCUAGUAAUAUGUUUAUUAGGUGACGCCUUUCCAGUUCCAAGACAUGUAUUUACAAUUAAUACCGCUGUGCUUAUGAUGUCAUAGUGGAAAAUGCACACACUUCUCCUAACAGAUUAACGUUGCAUGCUCACACAGAUAUUAGGCCAAAUGCAGUGUUUGCUAAAGCCACAUUUUACAUUGCUACAAGAAUGUAAAACGAAACAGUGUCCCGUCGCACGGGCGAAUGGAGCCUGCUAUCCAAACGAACAGGUUUCUUCUAUUAUCUAAUGUAAAUAUUAAAUGGCUAAAUAGAAUGUUUAGAAAGAAGGUUCAGAAGGGAAAAAAACAUCCGUUUCGUGUGUAUGUAGUGUUUAACUAUCCAUAGGUAAGGAGAAAGAUGCAAUGCGGUGUUCUCUGUCAUCCUUUGAGUGAAUCUUGUAUCUUUGUGCUGGUUGUGUUUUUAAUUACUACUUUGUUGUUGUAAAAGGGCUGAAACAACCAUUUUGUAUUUAUCCUUAAUGUUGUCCAGCUAUCUUCCCCUGUGAUGUCUUUGGAUGUGCACAUUUUUCCAUGAUUCAUUCACAACCCCUUGAUUUCAAGACUUGUUAAAAGCAACUUGGUGGAUGUAACCGAUUUGAAGUCCUGGUAAUGAGCUUGCUGCUUUAUUAAGGAAAUAACCUGAGCUUUAAUUAGCACCGUCUGCGAUUGCGGCAUUAUCCUCAGUGGGGCUGCCAGCUCAAGAGGGCUUUUGUGCAAGGCAGGUGUCGGUGGCUCAGAGUAUUCACGCCAUGCUUGGCUGAGCCGGCAUCCUGACAGCCUUUUAAUGAGGGUUGAGAUCUCACUCUUUCUGUCUGCACCAUUGGCUUGAGGAUAAUCCUACCUUUCUAGGGUUUAAGUGUAGGCAGACAUACAGACAUGUGAAAGGUGGUGUAUGGAAAUACUGGACUCCUGAUUUCUAGUGAGAUUGUUGUAGUGUGUGUGGUGGGCACAAUACUGUGAAUGUAGUCUGUCUGACUAUGAAGCUCCAGUGGGUGGAAAGCCAGUUAAUGUUGCCUUCAGUGUCUUAUCAGAUCAUUGGCACUAUAUGCCAGUGCAUUAUCCCUUCUAUGCUAGCAAUGAUUAACUGUCCUCAUUGCAUGUUAUUGAGCAAAAUAGUGAAGUGACGCAGUUAAAAAAGAAUGCCUUGAUUUUGGUGAAGCUGUUGAUUGAACUUUCUCCCUGUAGUUCAUCAGAACAUUCGGAUGAGUGACGCGAGUUCGGCAGUACAUUAACCAGCAUUCGUGGGUUAAUUUAGCAGCGUGCCCAGUCCCCCAGAGACACCACCAGAUACCUUUGUUUUCUUUUGAAAUUUAGGAUUGUAUGAUGUGUAUGAGUAAGUAUAAAACCAAUAAAAUCACAAAGUUUAUUUUAAAUUUA
Pimephales promelas (fathead minnow) is the source of this 3458-nucleotide messenger RNA. RefSeq names its product AN1-type zinc finger protein 5. NCBI's taxonomy places the organism in Eukaryota, Metazoa, Chordata, Actinopteri, Cypriniformes, Leuciscidae. The record is from RefSeq and is a predicted model, not a curated record. Gene Ontology annotation, molecular function: DNA binding; zinc ion binding.